AAAAUUCACAGAAACAUUAAAGGACUCAGACCUGCUGUCCUGUGGACGAAUUACCAAUUUAUAUUGGCAAGACUGUAAACAGACAAGAUUAAGAAGGACACGUAUUAUUGGGAAGUAGAUUAUAAUUUCGCGUGGAAGAAUAUACUGCAAGGUAAAGCUUGCAAUAUGGUCUGUAUAUUGAUUUAGAGACAUGUGUUAAUUGGGAACUAAUUAGUUAGAGUGCUACUCUUGCCUUGUAAAUAGAUAUUAUGAUCUUCAUAUACCUUAUUCGGAAAUCAGAGACCAGUGGGGAAUCCCCAAUAUGACUUUUUCUUUGGUAUUUUAAAAGCAUUGAAUCAUGCAUAUUUACUUAUUUUUCUUCAUGGUUUUUUAAAAAUUAGAGCCAAAGGCCCUUUUACCGUAAACCAUAAUUGAUUUAUAUGACAUUAAUGCUUUCAGAAUUCCAUCCGUGCGCAGCGUACAUGACACGUAUGUGAUAAUUUUCUGCGACCGACUUGUUAUUACUUAAUAAGUUUUAUGCCCAUCAUUGUUUUUAAUGGUAUACAUAGUGCAUUUUUGGGUAUAAGUUGGGGUUUACCUUACAACAUUUAAAAAUGUUCCAGUUGCAUUGUUAUUGCAUGCCCAUCAUUGGGUGUUUGUAUUGACACUAGCACAGGAUGAUACUUUAAGAUGUGAAGCUGAAUUUCAUAAACGCAACAACUAUUCCAUUUCCCUUGCAGCUGUCUGAAGUGUCUGUAAAUAUGUGAGAAUUUGAUCUCAUAGUCUCAAACUAAUUUCUUUUGGGAAGUUUUAUGCCAAGGAAAUGAAACCAAUUAUGUAGUUGAACAUGUAUGUAAGUGACAUUUAAAAGCUGUACUGUUAUGAAAGUACAGUGUGUGUGAUGAGUCUCUUCCUAUUUCAGAGCAGUUGUGUGAAUAUUAUUUUUGAAGGAACUGUGCUGACAGUGCAGAAGCAUACGUGGAAAUUUGAUAUAUUGUGCAUAAAAUCUUGCUGAAUAAUCUGUCAUUUACAGUUUCAUUCAGAUCAGUUCAAAAAUAAAAUGUCUGCAACCAUUUUAAAAGUUGAUAGUGGCAACAUAUACCUUGUUCAUUUACUGCACAGGUAUUCUUUGGCAUAGGCCUCUCAGUUAUUAUAGUAUUUUUUUAUAUAUUCUGGAUUGAAAUAAUUUCAGCUGUAAAUGUUAGUGACUAAAUAAGUUGUAUGUUUGGAAUAAAGGACGGUAUACAUUAAUUACUACUGAAUAAAAAAGUAGCUCCUUUGCUGUUUAUGAGACAUGGUAUUUUUAGAUAAGAACAAAUUUAUGUUCUGUAUUCAUUAUUAGUCUUUUUCUGUAUGUAACACAGUGUGACAUAAAAUCAGUUCAUAUACGGCUUAUAUUGGGAUAUUUUUGUGUACCAGUAUCUCCUGUCUCACUUCUACUCUGUAGAAUAAUUUACCUCAACCAAAAAUUCUCAGCAAUUAUAAAUACAUGUAAACAACAGUUGGUAUGUUUUGUGGUGUAAUUAUUUUUGUGACAUACUAUGGUUAACCAUAAAUUAGUCACAAUUAUGUAAUUUAUGAUAGAAACAAGUAUUGUAUUUGUGCUAUUAUGUGCUCUGUGUGUGGGCCUUUGAAGGAUCUGUGGAAUUUAAAUAAAUUCUGUUCUAUUCCAGUAUGCAUUAGUAUUGUAAAGUUGUAUGUCUUUUACAACAUUGUGUCUGUUUAGGAUAAGUAAAUAUAAGUACUUAAUGAAACCAUUUCAGGCUAUUGAGAUAUUAUAUUAAUAUACAUGUACUAUGUACUGAUGUAUACAUUCCUUUAAUACUUUAUUUCAGGUUUUAAAUGAUGGAUUCUUCGUUCUCAAGUGAUAAGUCUUCACCCAGUGUGCUUGAAAUAGACAGAGUAAAUAAACCAGCUGCUUCUCUGGGAAACUCCACAUUGACUGAUUUUCCUUCAAGAGAUGAAGUUGUAGAACAGAAUGUUGUAGAGUAUGAUGACGUUAACAGAUGUACCUUCUCAAAUGACAAGUCUUCAUCCAGUGUGCUUGAAAUAGACGGAGUAAAUAAACUGGCUGCUUCUCUGGGAAACUUCACAUUGACUGAUUUUCCUUCAAGAGAUGAAGUUGUAGAAUAUGAUAACAUUAACAGAUGUGAAGGGAAAGAAAACAAUCAUGUAGUAGAAACAUUAAAAACUGGAAAACAGUUGCAUGCAGAAACCCAUGAUGAUAAACAUUUUUUGAGGGAACAGUUAAAUAUGCUGGAGUGUCCAUUUACUUGGAAAAUACAAAAUGAAAGUAUUCGUGAAACACCUGAAUCAAUCAUUGCACGAACAUAUGAAAAAAUGGAAGAAAUUGAAGACGAAAGUAAUUUUCAGUGGCGCAGAUUUAUCUUCAUGCUUGUUAUUUGUUAUGAAAAUUUUCGUAAAGGUGACAUUUCAGUAUCAUUGGAUAAACAGAGAAGAUGUGAAGAAAUUCUUAAUCCGUCAGAUUCCAAAGGAAUAUAUGAAAGUUUGUUUCAAGCAAUAAAAGAUGCUUUGUCACAUGUUAUCUAUUCAUGUAAGUGUCACCUGUUUCUUGAAAGUGGUGUACUGAAUGAGACAAGACGAACACUUGAAAAGGUGCGUAAAUAUGAGGAAAUGGAAAAUAAAUGCAAAGCUGGCAUUUGGGGCAUUCGAGCAGCUGUCUCAAUGGAAUAUGGUUAUGAGGGAACCAAGGCUGCAGUUGAAUAUAUCAAGAAGGCUCUAAAACUGGACCCACAGCAGGGUGAGUGGCAGUUUUUGUAUGCAAAAUGCCUUGGUCGUCUUCGUCGAAUUGACAAUUUCAAUGAGAUUCCAGCAAAGGAGGAACUUAAAGCACUGGAAAAUGCUGUUAAAAUGACAAAAAAUCCUUCGUAUAUAAUUUUCUUAGCACAAGCUUACAGAGAAGCAUCAUUCAGGGUUUACUCCCUCCAUAGAAAUAAUCUAUCUUCUCUAAAGGCUGAACUUGAAAGAAUGAAUACACGCUCAGCUGAACUUUAUAGGGAAGCACUGAAUUUGAGAAGUAACUGUGCACACAUCAACAUCCGCUGUGCUCAGGGCUUCUCUAAACUUCCUGCUCCAUACAGAGAUUUAAGACUAGCAAAAAAGUGUUGUUAUAAGGCUCUAGAACUUGCUCCCAGUAAUGCAAUGGCUAAUCAUGUCGCAGGAUCUAUCUUUGAUUGGUAUGAGAGAGAUUUAGAAAAAGCAAAGAAACACUAUCAGAUGGCUGGUGAGCAAGGUUCUUACGGUGCAUAUUUGGACCUCUACAAAUUGAAGUUCAGUGAGAACGACAAAUAUGAUCCCAUCCCUGAUUUUGAGUUUCUGCUGAGCCGUUUUACAGAGAAACCAAGAGUUGAGGAGACCCUAUGUCAAAUGGGCUCCUUCUACCUUUUCAUAAGGAAUGACCUGUCUACAGCUUAUAAGGAAUACUGGAGUAAGGUCAUUUCUGCUACUCCAGAUUCAGACAAGUUGAAGACUCACAAAUGUACAUUCUUGCGCAUGAAAACACCUAUAAAUAUCUACGAAUUAAUCAUUGAUGAGGCAAGACUAAGACUAGACCCAGAAAAGAGUCGGUCUGUGUCUGAAGAAGACCGCACAUUGUUUCGCCAGAUAAUUAUCAAAUUCUCUGGACUUUUCUCAGAACUGUUGCAGAAUUCUCCAAAACCUCGCCGCCAGAUGGUUCUGGAUGAUAUAAGUAGUUUUUAUUCUCGUCGAUCACGUUCACUGCGUGGCCGUGGUAGAGGUAGAGGUAGAGGUAGAGGUGGACCUCGUGGCUCGGGUAGGGGCAGGGGCAUAAGUAGAGGUGACAGUCAUAGAGGAGGGAACAGGAGCCAGAGUCGAGAAAGUAGUGGAGGUGGAAGUCUUCAUAGAAAUUUCCAUGGCAGAUACAGCAGGGGCACAACCCAUGAUUUUAGCACUGAGAAUAGGAGUAGCAAGAGGGGUGGACACUGUUAUAGAGGUGGAAGUCGUGACUCAAGCGCUAACAGCAGGGAUGGACAUCACAGUAAAGAAAGACAUGCUGGCAGUAGUUCGUAUCAAAGGGAUUCAAGUAAUGAGAGCAGAAGCAGCCAGGACAAGAACUGGCGAAGUGGACCAAGAGACUUUAAUCAAACUGUAGACGUAAAGAUGAGCCAUAAACGUGACAGCAGCAAUAGCAGUGUAGAUAGUCGGUCAGAUCAUGUCAGGAAACAUGAUGGAAACCCAAGAUCUAGAACUGACAGUCUCAGUAGCAUUGGAAGCGCUUCAGAUGUACCCAGAAAUUUUGGAGGCAGAAUAAGAACAGAAAGUAAUAGUAGUGUUGGUAGUGACACACGUAGAGAUUGGAAAGAAGGUUGCCUUGGUGGUGGACCAAAAAGUAGAAACAGUCAGGAGGACAGAAACUUGCAGGUACGUGAAGGAAGUAAAUUGGAGUUUGGUCUAGGAGAAAGACAAGUUCGUAAUAAUCAGGGUUUUUACAGAGGAGCAGGGGAUGGCAGACAAGGUUUUAAGAGGGGUGGAGGUGGAAGGCAGAAUUUCCAAAGAGAUGCCAGUUAUGGUAGGGAAGGAAGCCAACAUAAUAUGAGUCAAAAUUUUGGGAACAGAGAUUCAAGCAUGUACCAUAACAGAAAUGAAGGUGGUGCAGUAGGAGCUUCAUCCCCUGAAGCAUCCCCAAGUAGAUGGCAGGGACGUGAAAAUAAAACAUUCCAAAGAGGAUUCAGGGUGAAAACUGUAUCUAACCUAAAACUGACAUGGCAAAAGAGUAAGGAGUAAAUGGCUCUUUGAUUUUAACCACCAGCCUGAAUCAUAUAAUACCAAGAAUUACACUUAAUGGAAUAUACAGUCACCACAAUUUACAUUAGUUAACUUUUGGCUACAGUUGAGUUGAAGUUCAAUGUCAUGAAGCCAAUAUACCCUAUAUAAUUAUCAUUUUCUAUAAUUCAUGUUUUGUGUCCUUUUACUCAGUUUUGAUGUUAUGAAUUAUAUGUUAUUAGUAGUGACUGGUUGUUUUUGAUGUUUGUAUAAAAUGCUAGAUUAGAAUGGUUUAUCAUUCACUGUUAAGACACAAUUAAAGAAGUAAAUAAAAUCUAAACAUUCCACAUGUUUUUUUGUCUAGUUUUUUCUGCUUCAGUUCACAUAGUUAGAAUCCUUUUCUCCCUCUAUAUUUUUAUAUUAUUUGCUUAAUUGAUUCUGCAGUUGCCGAAGUACUGCACUGUAUACAAAUUCAACUACAUUGAGGUGACUUAUCCUUCAUCACGAGAAUUUCAAAUUUAAAACCCGUGGGCUUCUGACCAGACUUUAAUGGUAUGUUACCCCGAUGUAUAGCCAGCUGGACUUUGUGUAUGCUGUGAUGUACAGCUGAUUAAGUUUGUGUUAUUCUUGAUAUGUCAGGCAUACAAUUGAGGUGCCAGAAUAUGGUAUUAGCCAUGUAAGCUACGUUACUGACCUCGUUCCUGUGAACACUAUGAGGUUCCUGCAGUAAACUAAGAAUACUGUGAAAUUAUUCACAAUUUUGAAAUAUAGUAAUUCUGAUGUAAAACUGGACUGCAUGUAAAACGUGACACAAGGACAAUAAAGGUUAAACAGAAUA
Molecule: messenger RNA, 5560 nt
Organism: Zootermopsis nevadensis
Lineage: Eukaryota; Metazoa; Arthropoda; Insecta; Blattodea; Termopsidae
Source: RefSeq, a predicted model, not a curated record